AUGGCUGCUUCCAGUCAGGUUUCCCGUCUGCUGGGCUGGUUUUCUUCUUCUUUGAUCUUCAGUUUGAUGUCCUUACCGUUUUCCCUCCCUCUUUUCUCUUUUUCAGGGUCAUAAUAACUCACUCCAGCGACUCAAUCACGUUGAGAAGGUCCGCGCUGUGCCUCUUUUGCUCCGGUCUCCUUGUCUCGUAAGAAGAGCUGGUUUUCAUUUUGUUUUGGUUGGUGCAGAUGAUUGUGCGGGUGCUGGAGCUGGCGGGCGCCGUCAUGGAUGAGCUUGCCGGCCCCUCGGGUCCCAGGAAGGACGCUAUUGCUAGCCAUUGCCACGAGUUCAUGCAGUCCAUCAAGGUCUCUCGUUACCCGGCCCUCCCCUCCGGGGGCAAAACCCCCGCCGUGUAAUUUGUUUCCUGGCGUUCGAAAUCCUCUUCUUCUGGUCGAUCCAACCUGUUCUUACCUUAAAGUGGGUUUGAUAUGGUGGGAUUCUCUGCUCUGAAUCUCUCUCCUUUUGCUCGAUUUCAUCCUCCCUGGCUUCACGGGUCCCUUUUAAUUGAGCUUUUUAUAUCUGAGGAGUGGCUUUACCAAUUGGUGGCUUGUUUACUUAACAGAGAAUUCUUCUAGUUUUCUCACAUUUAUACUGGAGUAUUCACUACUUAAUUGAGAAUACAGCAGUAUAAUUCAGGAAAAGUAGUUAAUAUGUCUCAUUAUGGCGGAAUUGUUGUUGUGUUUCGACGGACGAUGUGAAUCAUCGGAGUAAAUUAUUUAUUUGUCUCCAGAUACUCCUAGUUACCCAGAGAGCCAUUAUAUGGCUGAAGGAAUGCGUCUGGUCUGAGAAUUCUAGCUAUUUGUCAUGGGAAAAGGUGGCAGAUGCUGACUUUUUGACAGAAGGAUGAGAAAAGUGAUCCGAAGUUCGUAUCAUUUUAGUUACCCAGCUAAAUAAGUUUGUUUCCAAUGACGCAGCCUCACUUAAAGUUUAGGUCAGCGAUUCUAUGACGAGGACAUUACACAAACCUGCUCACUUCUUCUUUCCCUAUUUGAUCAGCUUUUAAUUUUUCUAUGUUCACGAAGGCCAUUGUCCCUAUCCCAAGAUGACCAUACAGAUCCUGUUGCAUGGCCUGCCAGAUAUGCCAAGUGGGUUGUUCUGCUGUCAUAGAUGCUUUUAUAUAUUGUUUUAAUCGGCGGUUGAACUGGAAUCAAAAUAGACCUUCAAAGAGUCCCCUUAUCAGCUUCAAGCGACCUAGUUUUUAGAAAAAUCACUGCUCCUGUAAGGAUUUCCCAAAUACUAGUAAAAUCCUUCUGAAAUCCUCUUCUUUCUUUUUCCUUUAUUUCGUUUUCCUUUCUGUCUACAAACUUUUGUUUUUAUAAACUUGGAUACAUUUUUUUUGUCAGAUUAUCAAACGAGGAUAUCCCUCCUAUAGUUUUUUUUUUUUGACUUUAUUCUGGAGGAACAUUCUCUUCAGAGUCUUUAAUCUUAUGUAGGACAACCACUUGCAGGAGUUUCUUCAAAGCAUUUCGUGUGUAGACAGACAUUUGGGGAUGUUAUCAGUUAGUGGAGUAGAAGAUGCAGAAUAUGAGCAGUUAAAAAAGAAGAGUGGUCGCUGUUACUAUUCUUAGGAGAAAAAUUAUCUUUGCUGUGAGCUAAGAUGAUGUCCCCUUUGCGGUGGAAUUCUGGUGAUUUUCCUCGUCCUCUACAGAUUUUGUCUCUUUAAAAAGUCGUAUAGUGUUGAUCUGGGUGACUAUUCUUUUAUUUCCCAUCACUAUCAUUCGUAUGGAAGUUACAGUAAUGCAAAUUCCAGUUAUCACAUAGAAGAUAAGGUAAUUGACUCAGACAACCAGUUUCUAGUUGAACAAUGAAAGGGUUCCCAAGGGAAAGGAAAGAUCUUUGAUUUGAAAUGGCUGUGCCCACCAACUACUUAGAUCCACACUUUUGUAUACAUUAUGUGUAAUUGUGUUUCUUAUAUCUACCAUUUUCAUGAUUUCACAUAUAUCCUAGUAGGUAGUUGGCACUUCCAGAGCUACGACUUGCUUUAGCCAGUGCUGUAUCUUAAAAGGCCGUCCCUUGUACCCGUCAACUGGGGCAUUGGACUGUUCUUGGUCACCUGGAAAGAAGAAGACUACGUGAUUCACUGUCAUCUUUUGCGGGUUUGCUCGGAGACUACAAGCCUUCCAGCUCUUGUGGCCAUCUCAUCAAUGGGAUGGCACAGCUCGACAGAAAAUCCUGCCCAGUUCCCCCUGAUUCGUACAUUGUUGAUCUGUCUGUCUCUAUUAAUCUGACCAUCCAACUCAAAACCAGUUGUCAAUGGGCGAUCAAUUUUCACUGCAAAGCCCGACCCGUCGUCUUCAAUGAGGGACGGCCAUUCUGCUGUCUCAACACUGACAUGGCCUAGCGUGCCCGACUGUCUCGUGCAGGACAUCCAGUCGAAUCUGCGAGAAGAGAUUAAGAGCGUCUGCGAGUACCGCCCGUUUGAGAUGUGCGACUACAAUUCGAGAAUAGCCAACGAGAUCUGCUGCCAGAAGCUGGACUAUGUGAUCAGACAGCUGGAUGGUAUGAAACAGAAUCUUGAUCGGUGCAGGGAACCACUCCUCUGA
Spirodela intermedia is the source of this 2582-nucleotide messenger RNA. The record is from the annotation of a GenBank genome assembly. Lineage: Eukaryota; Viridiplantae; Streptophyta; Magnoliopsida; Alismatales; Araceae.